GUGGCGACGCUCACGCACCUCGGAGGAGCGGUGUCCGCGGGCCGGGGAGCGCCAGCCGGGCAGAGAUGUCUGGCCAGAGAUUAAUUUCUAACAGAACAUCCCAGCAAUCUGCACCUAAUUCUGAUUACACCUGGGAAUAUGAAUAUUAUGAGAUUGGACCAGUUUCUUUUGAAGGACUGAAGGCUCAUAAAUAUUCCAUUGUGAUUGGAUUUUGGGUUGGUCUGGCUGUCUUCGUGAUUUUCAUGUUUUUUGUGCUGACUUUGUUGACCAAGACAGGAGCGCCACACCAGGACAAUGCAGAAUCUUCAGAGAAGAGAUUCAGAAUGAAUAGCUUUGUGUCAGACUUUGGAAGACCACUGGAGCCAGAUAAGGUGUUUUCUCGACAGGGCAAUGAGGAAUCCAGGUCUCUCUUUCAUUGCUACAUCAAUGAAAUGGAACACUUGGAUAGGGCUAAAGCUUGUCAAGAGACCACAGACCUUGACAGCAGUGUUCAACUCCAGGAAGCCAUUAGAACCAACGGGCGGCCAGAGGAGGAGCUGAACAGGCUCAUGAAGUUUGACAUCCCCAACUUUGUGAACACAGACCAGAACUCCUCCUUUGGAGAGGAUGAUCUUCUGAUUUCAGAGCCACCUAUUGUUCUAGAAAAUAAGCCAGUUUCCCAGACCUCACACAAAGACCUGGACUGAGAAACUACUCUGUAAAGUGUCUUCCUGAAGAUGUUGGGUGUGUCUUUGUAAAGCAAGAAAUCUCCA
Neogale vison (American mink) is the source of this 752-nucleotide messenger RNA. It is a transcript of the gene MRAP2, whose product is annotated as melanocortin 2 receptor accessory protein 2. The record is from RefSeq and is a predicted model, not a curated record. The coding region runs from base 66 to 686 and encodes 206 amino acids. The transcript is spliced from 4 exons. Gene Ontology annotation, biological process: regulation of adenylate cyclase-activating G protein-coupled receptor signaling pathway; protein localization to plasma membrane. Gene Ontology annotation, molecular function: type 5 melanocortin receptor binding; signaling receptor regulator activity; type 4 melanocortin receptor binding. Gene Ontology annotation, cellular component: plasma membrane; endoplasmic reticulum. NCBI's taxonomy places the organism in Eukaryota, Metazoa, Chordata, Mammalia, Carnivora, Mustelidae.